UAGUUUGAGAAUGGGAUCUUGGGGGGGACUUGGCGAGACCGCAAUCUUGAUUAUUAUGAUUUAUUAUCAAUUUUGGUGUGGUCUCGUUAGUUCUAUCAGUGAAUAAACAAUCAGUCGGGAUGAUCUAUAUUAUACCUAGCACGCCCUAAAAUCUUCAGGGCGACUAUCGUACGGCAAGUCUAGACGUUAUUAAUUCUACCAGGAGCCUCCUAGUGCACGCCCGAUGCUGUCAUAUAGAUAGUUGAGAUCUCCCACCCAUUUGUUGAUCUUCCUUUGGAUUGUUCUGAACAUCAUCCCUCUACUCUCCUGCUUUUCCCCCACCUCUUCUUUCCAGACUUUGGCACCUGUCUGUCUUCCUUGCAAAAGGAUUUUGAUACCAACAGAUAUUUCCAAAGAUGGCGGCACAUAUUUCACGAGAUUACUCGCCCUCGAGUGCAGAGAAAGCAAGCUAUCCCAUCGAGCACGCACGAGAAGGCAUUCACGAUGCCGGUGAAGAUAAUGAUCCAAGUCACCACCUUCAUCGAGGUUUGAAGUCUCGACAAAUUACUAUGAUAGCAAUCGGUGGUGCUAUUGGAACUGGAUUGAUUAUUGGAACGGGAAAAGCCCUUGCUCAGGCAGGCCCAGCGCCACUCUUGAUAGGCUACUCGCUCGUUGGAUUAUUGUGCUUUUUGGUCAUGGCAGCUCUCGGUGAGAUGGCUGCUUGGCUGCCUUUGGCAAGUGGAUUUACCGGUUAUGCUACCAGAUUUGUUGAUCCCGCUCUAGGAUUCUGUUUAGGAUGGAACUAUUGGUUCAAAUACAUCAUCGUCACUCCUAACAAUCUCACAGCCGCAUCUUUAGUUAUACAAUACUGGUUACCAAGAGAGAAAGUCAAUCCCGGUGUCUUCAUUGCUAUAUUCUUGGUUGCCAUCGUUUGUAUCAACUAUUUCGGUGUGAAAUUCUUCGGAGAAUUCGAAUUCUGGUUGUCAAGUAUCAAAGUUGUUGUGAUCCUCGGUCUCAUCAUCUUAAGUUUAGUACUUGUAUGUGGAGGAGGACCGGAUCAUCAGGCAACUGGAUUCAAAUACUGGAAGGAUCCUGGAGCGUUCCAUGAAUACAUUUUGUCUGGAAACUCUGGUCGAUUUCUCGCCGUCUGGUCUACUUUCACUACUGCCGUCUUCGCCUUCUUGGGCACAGAACUCGUUGGUGUAACAGUAGGAGAAGCUGCCAAUCCACGCAAAGUGAUUCCAAAAGCUAUCAAGCUCACUUUUUACCGAAUUCUCCUCUUUUACGUCGUGCUCGUCUUCUUCCUCGGCAUGCUCGUCCCAUACAAUUCCAAACUACUUCUCGACAGUAAUACAAAGAGCAACAGUGCCUCUGCCUCGCCAUUCGUAGUCGCCAUCAAGAUCAGCGGUAUCCAAUUCCUCCCCGCCAUCUUCAACGCUUGUAUCCUCAUCUUUGUCUUCUCGGCGGCAAAUUCUGAUCUCUACAUUGCCUCCCGCACACUAUAUGGUCUUGCCGCCGAGGGAAAAGCUUUCAAGAUCUUCAAACGCACCGAUAGACGUGGCGUUCCCAUUUAUGCCCUUGGACUCAGUACUGCAUUCUGUCUCCUCGCUUUCUUGGGUGUUAACACAGCUUCCUACACCGUCUUUGGCUACUUCGUCAAUCUCGUCACUAUGUUCGGUCUCCUCACCUGGAUUUCCAUCCUCAUUUCCCACAUCUACUUCGUUCGCGCUCGUCGUGCUCAAGGAGUUCAAAACACCGAAAUGGCAUACGUAGCACCCCUCGGUAUCUAUGGUUCCUACGGUGCUCUUGCAUUCUGUAUCCUCAUUGCCAUCUUCAAGGGAUUCGCACUAUUCUGCUACAAAAAGACCGCCAAGGCAGGCACCAAACCCGUCUUUGAUCACUCAACUUUCAUCACUACAUAUCUAGGUAUUCCAUUGUACUUUAUCAUGUUUUUCGGAUACAAAUACACAAUGAAGACCAAGGUCUUGAGGCCCGAAGAAGCUGAUCUCUUUACUGGAAAGGCGAGAAUUGAUGCAGAGGAGCAAGAAUAUUUGGCGCAAGAGGCAGCUAGAAAGGGUAGUAAUCAGGAGACAAAGGGGGAGCGAAUCUAUAGAUUGACACUUGGCUGGGCCUUUUAGAUUCUCGGUAAAGAGAGGACAGGAGUUGAUCAGAAGUAAGGGGCGAUGUUUAAUCAUGAUUUCCAGAUAUUGGAUAUGAAUAUAAUGAAUUUUAUGAAGAUGAAGCUUUACA
Messenger RNA from Botrytis cinerea B05.10, 2229 nucleotides. RefSeq names its product Bcdip5 (gene Bcdip5). The record is from RefSeq and is a predicted model, not a curated record. Gene Ontology annotation, molecular function: amino acid transmembrane transporter activity. NCBI's taxonomy places the organism in Eukaryota, Fungi, Ascomycota, Leotiomycetes, Helotiales, Sclerotiniaceae. Bases 396 to 2117 code for a protein of 573 amino acids. The transcript is spliced from 5 exons. Gene Ontology annotation, biological process: amino acid transmembrane transport. Gene Ontology annotation, cellular component: membrane.